AUGAGUUCCUCGCCUGUUAAUGUAAAGAAGCUCAAGGUCUCGGAGCUGAAGGAGGAGCUCAAGAAGCGGCGCCUCUCCGACAAGGGCCUCAAGGCCGACCUCAUGGAGCGGCUCCAGGCCGCGCUGGACAGCGAGGAGGCCGGCGGCCGCCCCGCCAUGGAGCCCGGGAACGGCAGCCUCGACCUGGGCGGGGACUCGGCCGGGCGCUCGGGAGCAGGCCUCGAGCAGGAGGCCGCGGCCGGCGGCGACGAGGAGGAGGAGGAGGAGGAAGAGGAGGAGGGGAACCCCGCCCUGGAUGGCGACCAGAUGGAGAUCGGCGGGGAGGAGAACGGCGCCGCGGGGGCGGCCGACGCGGGCCCCAUGGAGGAGGAGGAGGCCGCCUCGGAGGACGAGAACGGCGACGACCAGGGCUUCCAGGAGGGCGAGGACGAGCUGGGCGACGAGGAGGAAGGCGCGGGCGACGAGAACGGCCACGGGGAGCAGCAGGCUCAACCGCCGGCGACGUCGCAGCAACAGCCCCAGCAGCAGCAGCAGCAGCGCGGGGCCGCCGCCAAGGAGGCCGCCGCGGGCAAGAGCAGCGGCCCCACCUCGCUGUUCGCGGUCACGGUGGCGCCGCCCGGGGCCAGCCAGGGCCCGCAGCAGUCCGGAGGAGACGGCAAAACAGAGCAGAAAGGCGGAGAUAAAAAGAGAGGCGUUAAGCGCCCUCGGGAAGAUCAUGGCCGCGGAUAUUUUGAGUACAUUGAAGAGAACAAGUAUAGCAGAGCCAAGUCUCCUCAGCCACCUGUGGAGGAAGAAGAUGAGCACUUCGAUGACACGGUGGUUUGUCUUGACACUUAUAAUUGUGAUCUGCAUUUUAAAAUAUCGAGAGAUCGCCUCAGUGCUUCUUCCCUCACUAUGGAGAGCUUUGCUUUUCUCUGGGCUGGAGGAAGGGCUUCUUACGGUGUGUCAAAAGGCAAAGUCUGCUUUGAAAUGAAGGUUACAGAGAAGAUCCCAGUAAGGCAUUUAUAUACAAAAGACAUUGACAUCCAUGAAGUUCGGAUUGGCUGGUCUCUAACCACCAGUGGAAUGCUACUUGGAGAAGAAGAAUUUUCUUAUGGGUAUUCUCUAAAAGGAAUAAAAACAUGCAACUGUGAGACUGAAGAUUAUGGAGAGAAGUUUGAUGAAAAUGAUGUGAUUACAUGUUUUGCUAACUUUGAAAGCGAUGAAGUAGAACUCUCCUAUGCAAAGAAUGGACAGGACCUUGGUGUUGCCUUCAAAAUCAGCAAGGAAGUUCUUGCUGAUCGGCCACUCUUCCCACAUGUUCUCUGCCACAACUGUGCUGUUGAGUUCAAUUUUGGUCAGAAGGAAAAGCCAUAUUUUCCAAUACCUGAAGACUAUACUUUGAUCCAGAACGUUCCCUUGGAGGACCGAGUUAGAGGUCCAAAGGGGCCUGAAGAGAAGAAAGAUUGUGAAGUGGUUAUGAUGAUCGGCUUGCCAGGAGCUGGGAAAACUACUUGGGUUACUAAACAUGCAGCAGAAAAUCCUGGUAAAUACAACAUUCUUGGAACAAAUACCAUAAUGGAUAAAAUGAUGGUAGCAGGCUUUAAGAAGCAAAUGGCAGAUACAGGCAAACUGAACACCCUGCUGCAGAGAGCGCCACAAUGUCUUGGGAAAUUUAUUGAGAUUGCUGCUCGCAAGAAGCGGAAUUUUAUUCUGGAUCAGACAAAUGUGUCUGCUGCUGCCCAGAGGAGAAAAAUGUGCCUGUUCGCGGGCUUCCAGCGGAAAGCUGUGGUCGUCUGCCCGAAGGAUGAAGACUACAAGCAGAGGACACAGAAGAAAGCAGAAGUGGAGGGCAAGGACCUCCCAGAACAUGCCGUCCUCAAAAUGAAAGGAAACUUUACACUGCCAGAGGUAGCCGAGUGCUUUGAUGAGAUAACCUAUGUGGAACUUCAGAAGGAGGAGGCCCAAAAACUUUUGAAGCAAUAUAAGGAAGAGAGCAAAAAGGCUCUUCACCCCGAAAAGAAGCAGAAGAGCAAUAAAAAUAAGAGUGGCAAGAACCAGUUUAACAGAGGAGGUGGCCACAGAGGACGUGGUGGAUUCAAUAUGCGUGGUGGGAAUUUCAGAGGAGGAGCUCCUGGGAAUCGUGGUGGCUAUAACAGGAGAGGCAACAUGCCGCAGAGAGGUGGUGGCGGAGGCGGAAGUGGUGGAAUUGGCUAUCCAUACCCACGUGGCCCUGUGUUUAGCAGCCGAGGUGGCUAUUCAAACAGAGGAGGGAACUACAACAGAGGUGGAAUGCCCAACAGAGGGAACUACAACCAGAACUUCAGAGGACGAGGAAACAAUCGUGGCUAUAAAAAUCAGUCUCAGGGCUACAACCAGUGGCAGCAGGGUUCUGUCCAUGUGAAUGUGCUGUGUGGAAGAGUAAAAGGGCCCAACUAA
This is a messenger RNA of Pipistrellus nathusii (Nathusius's pipistrelle), 2418 nucleotides long. Lineage: Eukaryota; Metazoa; Chordata; Mammalia; Chiroptera; Vespertilionidae. The record is from the annotation of a GenBank genome assembly.